Macrosiphum euphorbiae (potato aphid) is the source of this 381-nucleotide messenger RNA. Lineage: Eukaryota; Metazoa; Arthropoda; Insecta; Hemiptera; Aphididae. The record is from the annotation of a GenBank genome assembly.
AUGGUUCAAACACAACGAGAUUUUCGAACUAACUUUAAUAUUCCGCGUGAUGGAACGAUUUCUGACCGUAAUACCAUUUUGAGAUGUGUCACAGCGUUCAACAUAACAGGCACGGUGUUGAUGAAAAGAACUAACCGACGAAAUCGGGCUAUUAGAACACUCGAAAACGUGGACAGUGUAAGGUUGGAAUGGUUGGAUACAUUACGGAGCCCCAACCGUUCUGUCAGUUUGCGAGCUGUUGCUCUUGGGUUCAACGAAUCAAGUGUACGUCAAAUUUUAAAAAUCGAUUUAGCGUUUCAUUCCUAUAAAAUCCAAGUUUGCCAUCAAUUAUUGGCUGGUGAUAACCAACAGCGUAUUAAUUUUGCUCAGCUUAUGAUUUAA